UGUACGAUGCGUUGCCUUUGCCACACACAGCGGGCGAGAAACCGGACGACGGGUCUCCUGCUGGCUGGAGGUAUAUACUGCUGUACGCAGCAGCACUGCUGUCUUACGGCUGUGUCUCUUGACCCCCGCGACAGCUCAGCAUGGCUGCUGCCGAGACGACUACUGCUCUCCCAGAGUUCACCACGACGGUGCUUCCUUCCAAUGGCCAGCUGCUGGCAGAGGAGACAGACGAGCUCCUAGCGGCGAGCUUGGCGGCGAUGAAGGCAGACCUCGCCGCAAUCCCGGCGUGGAGCGGCGCUCCCUCCCCGACGGACGAAUUUCUGCUCAUGUUCCUGCGGGCCGAGGUGUUUUCCCCGUCGGCGGCUGCGAACCGUUAUCGCAAGUUCUGGAAGGCGAAAAUUACGCUGUGCGGUGAAGAAAACGCGGCUCUUCCCAUCAAGUUUGAGGACGCCCGGGCGGCACUGGAGUCGGAGUUCGUCCAGCUGGUUCCAGGGACCAGGGACAUCGAAGGGAGACAGGCAAGAGUGGUGAUGAUUGUUUCCAGCAACAUGGACAAGAAGUUGGAGAGAAGGCUAAGGCUCCUGUCGGUGUGGUACGUGAUGCUAGCGGCGCUGGAGGACGUGGAAACCCAGAGACGAGGAUUCUGCUUCGUGGGCUACCACAAGGCGGUCAAGCGUAGCCAGGCGGACGCGACGUUCGUCAAGAUGGUCAUGCAGAGCUUGCAGGGGGCUCUUCCCGUUCGAAUCGGCAGCAUUAACAUCUGCUACCCACCGACGUUCUUCUGUGUGGUAUGGGCCAUCAUUAGCCCGUUCCUGCACGAGAGAGUGAAGCGGAGGGUUCGAGUCAUCCCCGGAACAGACGCUGAGGUGCUAGGCGUCCUCGGCGCCAUCGUCCCGCCUGACGGCUUGCCACCGCCCAUGGGCCCAAAACCCACGGAGUUUUCGGCUUGGUUGGCGGAACAAGCUCAGAAGGAUGCUUGAUGUUGACGCCCGCAAAUGCUGUCACUUUUCCUAUCGGUCAACAUUGGUGCCGCUACUAGUGGCCGAGUGUUUGUACAAGCGUUUCCCCCCGGCAAUCAUUUGAACAGUAGCAGCAGCAGCAGCAGUUGGUAUGGCGAUUUUUUCAGUUAUUUUGUGAGGUCGGUUUCUUUUCGCCGAUUGGUGAGUUUCUCUAUUACUUGCAUGCAUGUCGUGUUGGGCUUUUGAAAGCCGACCGACGUGUAGGCAGGCAUGCAUGUGAGUGAGGAAAGCGUAGCCUCUCUCGCCCUUCGCUUAGCAAUUCCUUUCGUUGUGUUUAUGACCUAUUGAAGGUCACAUGAUUUUGUUUUUUGGUCCUUCAGCGGACUGACUUCUUCAUGGAUGGAUUUGGAUGGAUGUGAAACAAAUUCAAUUUAUGCUGCGACCUCGAUGCAGCAGUCCGCGUUGAAC
Ectocarpus sp. CCAP 1310/34 is the source of this 1427-nucleotide messenger RNA. The record is from the annotation of a GenBank genome assembly. Lineage: Eukaryota; Phaeophyceae; Ectocarpales; Ectocarpaceae.